Humulus lupulus (European hop) is the source of this 3045-nucleotide messenger RNA. RefSeq lists its product as uncharacterized. Lineage: Eukaryota; Viridiplantae; Streptophyta; Magnoliopsida; Rosales; Cannabaceae. The transcript has 13 exons. The record is from RefSeq and is a predicted model, not a curated record. The coding region runs from base 46 to 2634 and encodes 862 amino acids. Gene Ontology annotation, cellular component: plasma membrane.
UCUUAAAACACCAACAGAGACACUAAUCUGAAACAUAAUAUUAAGAUGACCCCAUUUCGUCUUUUUUCUUUUUCUUUCGCCUUCUCUUUUACUGGACUAAGGAAACAAACACUAAAGAAAGAAGGAGAAGACCAACAAAUGUCUUCCAAUUCAUUUCUUUGUCGCUCUCCCUCUCUGAUUUUCAGUGUAAUACUGCUAUUUUUCGGUCACUUUGGCCAUUGUUUUUCGUCUGGUGAACAGGUUUCGUUCAACACCUUUACUAUUUCCAGCUUCAGUUACCCUUCAACCACGCUCAAGUCAUUUGACUUGCGUUAUAUCAGAGUUGAAUUGCCACCAUGGUUCUCUUCAAUGUCAUUGGAGUUGCACUCAGAUGUAGACCUUGGGACUGUAAAGCUAGCAAAGAUUCCUAAAAGUAGGCUUCCAAUAAUUUGCUUCAGAUAUGGCAGCCUCCCACUGACAGAUAGUAGUGGUUCUCUAAAGGAUUCUGGCCAUUCAGUUUUAGUUCCUCUCUUUAAUACCUCAUUUGAAGGAAUACAAGCUCUUCAAAAUGGGGAGCAGUGCUACCUAAUGCAGAAAAAUUUCACACUAAGCUUGACAAAUGAGCAGAUAUCUCCUGGAGUUUGGUAUUUUGGUCUUUUUAAUGGCGUUGGACCUACAAGGUCACAGUCGAAAAUGAUUAAUCGUGGCCCGGCAUAUUCUUUCAGUGCCAACAUUAGUGUGGAAGGAUGUACAACCUCAUCCAUGGGGGGCCAAUACUGCAACCAGACGAUUGAUUCACUUUCAUGUGCUUUGAUCAGCAACUAUAAUCUUGCAGAAAAUUCUGCAGAUGCUAUGUUAUAUAACCAAACGACGGAGAUUAUUGCCUGCAAAAAUAAUUUUGAAACUUCUUGCCAUGGUGAUGGUGAACCAAAAGUCUACACUUUGGACAUAAUGGGAGUGGCUGAAGAGUUACGUAUUACUGCAAGAAAUGUCAGUCUAAAUGUAACUCCUCCAAAUAGCACAGGCAAUGUUAGUGAAAUAAAUUUAACGUGUAUUGUUCGACAUGGUGCUAUGCCAUCAAUGGCUCUGCAUGAUUAUUCCAGUGACAUCAGUAAAGCCCCAUUGGUGAUUCGUUUACCAAAAAUUGGUCGAUGGUAUAUUUCCUUCUUACCUUUCAAUCUUUCGAAAGGACGUGGUGGAGUUCAGGGAACCAAUAAUAAACUUUGUUACUCCAUGGAGUCAAAAAUUAUUCAGUGUCCGCUUGGGAAGGCUGGACCAAAUUGUACUUGGGAAAAAUACAUCCUUCAGACAGUUAUCAGGAGAGGUUCCACACCAUUUGAAUCCUAUUAUUUGCCAGUCAGUGGAAAAGUGAUAUCAGAUUCAUCCAAUUUUCCUCUUGAACCCAUUCUUACCAACUCCACAUUUAAUGGAGAACCAGAGAAUUCUUGGACUUAUUUUAUUAUGGACAUUCCUAGAGGUGCAGCUGGAGGAAAUAUCCGCAUUCGACUCACAUCAGACUCAAGGAUUACUUCUGAAAUAUAUGCUAGGUUUGGUGGAUUGCCAUCGCUUGAUAGCUGGGACUACUAUUAUGCAAACAAGACAAUAAAUAGUGAUGGCUCCAUGUUUUUCAAGUUAUAUAAUUCGAGUGAUGGAAAAGUAGAUUUAUACAUUCUAUCGAUUAGGGAAGGAACAUGGAGUUUUGGAAUAAGGCAUAGAAAUGAGAGCAAUAUUGCUUCCAAAGAUCAGUCUAUUAUGUCUAUAUCCCUUGAAAGAUGUCCAAAAAGAUGUUCCUUUCAUGGAGAAUGUAAAUUUGCUCUGGAUGCAAGUGGUUUGGCAUUAUACAGCUUCUGUGCUUGUGAUCGGAACCAUGGAGGCUUUGAUUGUAGUGUUGAAAUUGUGUCACGCCGAGGGCACGUAGUACAAUCAAUUUUUCUUAUUGCAUCAAAUGGAGCAGCUGCAUUUCCUGCCUUUUGGGCCCUUAGGCAAAAGGCAUUAGCAGAGUGGGUGAUAUAUACAUCUAGUGGAAUUUCAAGUGGAUUAUAUCAUGCAUGUGAUGUUGGAUCUUGGUGUGCGUUAUCAUUUAAUGUCUUGCAGUUCCUCGACUUUUGGCUGUCUUUCAUGGCUGUGGUGAGCACUUUCUUGUACCUGACUACAAUUGAUGAAGUGUUCAAGAGAGCAAUACACACAGCUAUAGCCAUCAUUACUGCCCUCAUGGCAAUUACAAAGGCAACCAGGUCUUCUAACAUUAUUCUGGUGAUAGCAAUUGGCUCUUUGGGUCUACUUAUUGGAUGGCUUAUAGAGUACUCAACUAAGCUUAGAUCAUUCUCCUUGCCAAUUGGAAUGUGCUUAAAUAUAAUUGACAGAUGGCAGGCUGUUAGAAUGUGGCUUCGUAAUGUCGUGAAGACGAUUUUUAGACGAUAUGUAUGGGGCUAUUUACUUGCAGGCUUUACUGCGUUAGCCAUGGCAGCCAUAAGCUGGAAACUGGAGACUAGUGAAAGCUACUGGAUUUGGCAUAGGUAUAAUCAUUCAUCCAUACACUCUUCUACUCCUCUCGUUUUUCUUAGUUGGUCUCUUUAUACUUUGCAGCAUUUGGCAUGUGACAAUCUACAUAUCAUCAUUCUUCUUCCUAUGUUCAAAAGCAAAUCCUGUAGUUAAUGAGGAUGAAAGACCGCUGGAUCGUACUUAUGAGUUGACUCGGCAGGAUUCAAUCCCAAGAGCUUAAUAUACAAAAGAUUCAAAAAGAAAAGAAGAGAGAGAGAGAGAGAGAGAGAGUGAGAAUGUUAGGAAAAGAAAAAAGAACAGAGAAAUUUUGUGGGAGAGGGGAAGCGGAGUUUAUGCCUAGAGAAAUCUGGUUGCAUAUCCACAAUGGAGUUUCUUGUGCUGUAUAGCCCCUCUUUGAGUCAACGAUAGCAUUAGUUUUUUUAAUUGUACAUUCUUCUCAUAAGUUAGCCCGACAGGAGUCACAGCCACAGGACAUUGUUUUGUAAGUAUUAUUCUGUAAAUUAUAAGUGUCAUAAUCCUUGACAUAUGACAUGUCAAAUAAUGGAUGUCAUCUUGGUCGAGUCA